This is a messenger RNA of Cyanidioschyzon merolae strain 10D, 387 nucleotides long. RefSeq names its product 60S ribosomal protein L40, ubiquitin fusion protein. Bases 1 to 387 code for a protein of 128 amino acids. NCBI's taxonomy places the organism in Eukaryota, Rhodophyta, Bangiophyceae, Cyanidiales, Cyanidiaceae. Gene Ontology annotation, biological process: modification-dependent protein catabolic process; protein ubiquitination; translation. Gene Ontology annotation, molecular function: structural constituent of ribosome; ubiquitin protein ligase binding; protein tag activity. The record is from RefSeq and is a predicted model, not a curated record. Gene Ontology annotation, cellular component: ribosome; nucleus; cytoplasm. The transcript has a single exon.
AUGCAGAUUUUCGUGAAAACCCUCACAGGCAAGACUAUAACGUUGGAGGUUGAGCCCUCUGACACUAUUGAGAAUGUGAAGAGCAAGAUUCAGGACAAGGAGGGAAUUCCGCCCGACCAGCAACGGCUUAUUUUUGCGGGAAAGCAGCUUGAAGACGGACGCACACUCAGCGACUACAACAUCCAGAAGGAGAGCACGCUGCACCUGGUAUUGCGCCUGCGAGGUGGGCUCAUCGAACCUAGUUUAGCGGCACUCGCUAGACAGUAUAACUGUGAGAAGAUGAUAUGUCGGAGGUGUUACGCACGGCUGCCGGCGCGCGCGCACAACUGCCGGAAGCGAAAGUGUGGGCACUCGAGCAACCUGCGGCCAAAGAAGAAGAUCAAGUAG